Molecule: messenger RNA, 429 nt
Organism: Impatiens glandulifera
Lineage: Eukaryota; Viridiplantae; Streptophyta; Magnoliopsida; Ericales; Balsaminaceae
Product: mitogen-activated protein kinase kinase kinase 20-like
Exons: 2
Coding region: 1-429 (142 amino acids)
Biological process (GO): protein phosphorylation
Molecular function (GO): protein kinase activity; ATP binding
Source: RefSeq, a predicted model, not a curated record
AUGGCGAAGUUGAAUGGUAGCAAUCAAUGGUGGAAAAGGGGGAAAGUUCUUGGUAUCGAUUACAACAUAUUUUUGGAGUACGCCUCCGAAGGUGACUUAUUUUCAAAAGUAAAGAAAACAUGUGGAGGAUUAUCGGAGAUGGAGUUAAGCGAGUAUGUUAAAGGAAUUCUGUUAGGUUUGAAAGAUAUUCAUAAUUUGGGUUUGGUUCAUUGCGAUAUUAAGCCUGAGAAUAUAUUAAUUACGGGCGAUGGAGUUCCAAAGAUUGCAGAUUUUGGAUUGGCCAUGAGAGUAGGAGUUGUUCACGGAACUCACAGAAGGCGAGGUACGCAAAAAUAUAUGGCGUCGGAAGUGAUAAAAAACGGAGUAUAUAACUGGUGGUGUGAUAUUUGGGCAUUGGGUUGUACUGUAUUAAAGAUGCUGAUCGGAUAG